UCCUCCUUCCCGGGCCGGGCGGGGGCGUCGGGCGCCGCGAGGGCCUGGCUGCCCGGGUGGGAGGGGGCGCCGCGGCAGCCAGUGCAGCCGAGCCGCGCGGACGACGGCGGCCGCUCCUCAGCAGCCGCCCGGCGAGCCGCGAGCCCCCCAGCGCCCCCGCUCGCGGCCCCCGCCCCCUGGCCGUCCCCGCCUCCUUCCCUCACACACCCCCCGGGCCGCCCGGGCCCCAGGCCUUCCCGGCGCUCCUCCUCCCUCUCUCCAAACUCCGCUGCUGUCCGCCUGCCUCGCCGUCUCCGGGGCGACUUCUCCUCCUCAGGCUCUCCUUUCACACACAGACACACACACACACACACACGCACGCGAGCGCGCGCGCGCUCUGGCUCGCUGGGCCGCCCCCUUUUCUCCAGCCCUGCUCACCCUCACCCUCACAAUCCUUUAAACGCUGCCGUCGGGGGUGGGCGGAGGAUUGAUGUCCCUUCAGCAUCAUGCAGCCGCCGCCGAGGAAGGUGAAAGUUACACAAGAACUGAAAAACAUUCAAGGUGAGCAGAUGACAAAACUUCAAGCCAAACAUCAAGCAGAAUGUGAUUUACUUGAAGAUAUGAGGACUUUCAGUCAGAAGAAGGCUGCUAUUGAAAGAGAGUAUGCACAGGGUAUCCAGAAGUUGGCUAGUCAAUAUCUGAAGAGAGAUUGGCCUGGAGUAAAAAGUGAUGAUCGGAAUAAUUACAGGAGUAUGUAUCCUGUUUGGAAAUCUUUUCUUGAGGGAACAAUGCAGGUAGCCCAAUCUCGGAUCAAUAUAUGUGAAAACUAUAAAAACUUCAUUUCUGAACCUGCAAGGACAGUAAGAAGCUUAAAAGAACAGCAACUAAAACGGUGUGUGGACCAGUUGACAAAAAUCCAAACAGAAUUACAAGAAACUGUGAAAGAUUUAGCAAAAGGUAAAAAGAAGUACUUUGAGACUGAACAGAUGGCUCAUGCAGUAAGAGAGAAAGCUGACAUCGAAGCAAAGUCUAAACUUAGUCUUUUUCAAUCAAGAAUCAGUUUACAGAAAGCAAGUGUGAAGUUAAAAGCCCGACGAUCUGAGUGUAAUUCCAAAGCUACUCACGCAAGGAAUGAUUACCUUCUUACGCUAGCUGCAGCAAAUGCACACCAGGACCGCUACUAUCAAACAGAUCUAGUUAACAUAAUGAAGGCUCUCGAUGGAAAUGUGUAUGACCACCUCAAGGAUUAUUUAAUAGCCUUCAGCCGGACCGAGCUAGAAACUUGCCAAGCUAUACAGAACACAUUCCAGUUUUUACUAGAAAACUCAAGCAAGGUGGUACGGGACUAUAACCUUCAGCUGUUUCUACAAGAGAAUGCUGUAUUUCACAAGCCUCAGCCCUUCCAGUUCCAGCCUUGUGACAGUGACACUAGCCGACAAUUAGAAUCAGAGACUGGAACCACAGAGGAGCACAGUCUAAAUAAGGAGGCUCGGAAAUGGGCCACACGUGUAGCGCGUGAGCACAAGAACAUUGUUCAACAGCAGCGGGUUUUAAAUGACCUGGAGUGUCAUGGAGUUGCCGUACCAGAGCAGAGUCGAGCAGAGCUGGAACAGAAAAUAGACGAAGCUAGAGAAAAUAUCCGCAAAGCAGAGAUAAUUAAGUUGAAAGCUGAAGCCCGGCUAGACCUACUAAAGCAGAUUGGGGUUUCUGUGGACACGUGGCUAAAGAGUGCCAUGAACCAAGUGAUGGAGGAACUGGAAAAUGAGCGGUGGGCUCGCCCUCCAGCUAUGACCAGCAAUGGCACGCUACACUCGCUUAAUGCAGAUGCUGAAAGAGAAGAAGGGGAAGAAUUUGAAGACAACAUGGAUGUUUUUGAUGACAGCAGCUCCAGCCCUUCUGGCACUUUAAGGAAUUACCCACUUACCUGCAAAGUUGUUUAUUCCUAUAAGGCUUCUCAACCAGAUGAGUUGACCAUUGAGGAACAUGAGGUGUUAGAAGUGAUUGAAGAUGGAGAUAUGGAAGACUGGGUAAAGGCUCGAAAUAAAGUUGGACAAGUGGGUUAUGUUCCAGAAAAGUACCUACAGUUUCCCACCUCAAACAGCCUGCUGAGCAUGCUGCAGUCUCUGGCCGCUCUGGACAGUCGGUCACACACGUCCAGCAAUUCCACAGAAGCAGAACUCGGUUCAGGCCUCAAUGGAGAUGCUAGUGUCUGUUUUGUGAAAGCACUUUAUGAUUAUGAGGGCCAGACGGACGACGAGUUGUCCUUUCCUGAGGGAGCAAUUAUUCGUAUCUUGAACAAAGAAAACCAAGAUGACGAUGGCUUCUGGGAAGGGGAAUUCAGUGGGCGAAUUGGCGUAUUCCCAUCGGUGCUAGUGGAAGAGCUCUCAGCUUCAGAGAACGGUGACACUCCAUGGACAAGAGAGAGUCAGAUCUCUCCAUCCCCAAAGCCGCACACGUCCCUGCCUCCACUGCCUCUGUAUGACCAGCCUCCCAGCAGCCCAUAUCCCAGUCCAGAUAAGAGGAGCUCCCAGUUCUUCCCCCGGUCUCCUUCAGCCAGUGAAAACAGCCUUCAUGCUGAAUCACCAGGGUUCUCACAAGCCUCAAGGCAGACUCCUGACACCUCAUAUGGCAAGCUGCGGCCUGUUCGGGCGGCACCCCCACCACCCACACAGAACCACCGACGGCCAGCUGAGAAAAUGGAGGAUGUGGAGAUCACACUGGUGUGACAGUGGGUUUACCUUCUGUUGUUGCUACAAUCAAGGCCAGGCUUGGAGUUUGGCCAGUCGUUUUUAGGCACCUUUGCAUGAUGAUGACUCUUGAACAGAGCAAAACCACGGAGGAUUCUAUGUGACUGGUUGGCCUGAUUGUGCCUUUUUUUGUUGUCAUUUUCUAUGUCAUCUCUCCUACCAUAGCACAAACCAUAGCGGGUCCUAGUUGCAGAGGGGAGCAGCUCUCAUGCCUUAUGGUGGCCCAUUUUUAUAUGAGACUCCAGGCCAGACCCAGAAUCACUGUACAGUAUAUUACUGUAGUCACAGGCUGUGGCAAAGAUCUCAUCUGUCUUCAAGUGGACUCUGCUCUUCUGAUUAAAAUUAAUCAGAUUAUGUUGACUAUAUAAGGAAACAAGAAGGAUCCAGGAGAGGCUGGCUCCUCCCUGAGGUUCAUUCCCAUACUGAAAAUGCAACCCUACUGGGAAGAAAGUGAACUGCCUGCGCUUAGCGCCAGUCGCAUUAAUGCACAUCUCUUCACAACUAACAGACUAAAACAGCAGUGUCCUUUGUGUUAAUAUUUAUGCCAUUCUUUUAGUAUUCGUGGGCUGAGCUGGAGGGCUGGAGCCACAUCCUGCCCGUCUCAUAGACGGGAGUAGAAGGGAGGCUAUGGCGGGAGCAGAAGUGGAGCUUCCAGAUCUGAAAUGAGCCACGUUAAUGUUCUUUUUGUCUUUGGGUAUUUUCCCUCUUGGUUUUUACAGUGUAUACACUUCUGACCAGUAUCGUUUGAACCCAAGUGUCUGGCUGCAUUGAGGACACAGGUCUACAUUGCACAGCUUCUCUAUGGGGAAGGCCCUUAUAUUAUUUUAUUCCCAAGCCAGAGUACUGGCCCAGACAAUGGGUUGUGAUUGGUGUAGAUCAGCUGUCACCUACAGAAAGUGCAGCUUCAGGUCCCACUGCCCUGGUAUUUGUCUGGGGUGAAGAACCUGUGGGCCCUGGAAGAAACCUGUUUCCUGCGUAAAGGAUAAAGGACUGCACACCUGCACAGGUGAAACCAAGGAGACCAGACCUGCAGGUCAUGGGAGAGCCACCUGGUGUUCCCUAUGGCCACAGCAGCAGGGCCCUGAAGGGCUGCCCCCAAUGUGGACUGUUAGGUCUUCUUGACCUAGGAAACAAAGUGAUGUUUGCCAAUUCCCUUUUACCUUGGUUAGGAAAUGAAAUUCACAGAUUUAAAGGUUGUAUGAUGCUCUGAAAUUUCCAUCCCUCCUGAGAAUCUCUAAAAACUUGAAAUGCGCACAUGUCCCCGUGGGAUCUUGACUGAUAUCAGAGCUGAAGGGAUUUCCAGUCGUUUGAUCACUUUAGCAACGAUGCUCUAAUGACUCUUCUCCAUAAAUCUGGAUUUUUGUUUUUUGGAUUUCUUUAUCUGUUGAUCUAUUUGAGGUCUUUUUAUGUUUAUCAAACUUAUUCUUAAGUUUAAAAAAUUAAAAGGGUGUUUUAAGAUUUUCAAAUUUGCUGAUCUUUAAAGUGCUUAUAAUAGAGCAAUUCCUGCCACCCAGUCUUGUUUUCUCUUUAGCUAACCAAGUUGUCCUUGAAUUUGAGUUUCCCAUAGCCUCAGAGUUAUUUGAACUCUUUUGUUAUAUUUUAUUUUUUUUGGAAGAGCUGCUAAUUUUAUUUUAAGGACAACGUUGAAAAAUAUGCCUUCUUUUUAAAAAAAUAACGCUUCUCUCCAGGCUGAGUAGCGGCAUCACCAUGCAUAGGUCAGGGCUCAGAGGAAGCCUCCGUGCGGGUGUGCUUUCUUUACAGUGGCUGUAAAAAGUUUGUAUUUAUUAUAUAUAAAAUGUUGAAUAAUAAAACAUGGAAUUAAGUUU
This is a messenger RNA of Alexandromys fortis (reed vole), 4552 nucleotides long. RefSeq names its product FCH and double SH3 domains 2 (gene Fchsd2). Bases 486 to 2705 code for a protein of 739 amino acids. The transcript is spliced from 20 exons. Gene Ontology annotation, cellular component: recycling endosome; neuromuscular junction. Gene Ontology annotation, molecular function: protein binding. The record is from RefSeq and is a predicted model, not a curated record. Lineage: Eukaryota; Metazoa; Chordata; Mammalia; Rodentia; Cricetidae. Gene Ontology annotation, biological process: regulation of actin filament polymerization; neuromuscular synaptic transmission.